This is a messenger RNA of Closterium sp. Naga37s-1, 6384 nucleotides long. Lineage: Eukaryota; Viridiplantae; Streptophyta; Zygnematophyceae; Desmidiales; Closteriaceae. The record is from the annotation of a GenBank genome assembly.
AUGCCUCAUGCUCACCCCAUUUGGCUAGUCGGUCCUGAAAAUUCCUGCUGUGCUGCGCGCUUCCCUCCCUGGGAGCCUCGUUCAAGCUAUUCGCCAUGUGCGGUGAGUCAAUGCGAGCGCUGCCUCAUGCUCACCCGCAUUCGCUGUGCUCCGAGCGUCCCUGGGAGCCGCGUUCAAGCUCUUCGCCAUGUGCGAAUUCCUGCUGUGCUGCGAGCGUCCCUGGGAGCCGCGUUCAAGCUCUUCGCCAUGUGCGUGCCGAGAAUUCCUGCUGUGCUGCGAGCGUCCCUGGGAGCCGCGUUCAAGCUCUUCGCCAUGUGCGUGCCGAGAAUUCCUGCUGUGCUGCGAGCGUCCCUGGGAGCCGCGUUCAAGCUCUUCGCCAUGUGCGUGCCGAGAAUUCCUGCUGUGCUGCGAGCGUCCCUGGGAGCCGCGUUCAAGCUCUUCGCCAUGUGCGUGCUGAGAAUUCCUGCUGUGCUGCACGCGUCCCUGGGAGCCGCGUUCAAGCUCUUCGCCAUGUGCGUGCCGAGAAUUCCUGCUGUGCUGCGCGCGUCCCUGGGAGCCGCGUUCAAGCUCUUCGCCAUGUGCGUGCCGAGAAUUCCUGCUGUGCUGCGAGCGUCCCUGGGAGCCGCGUUCAAGCUCUUCGCCAUGUGCGUGCUGAGAAUUCCUGCUGUGCUGCACGCGUCCCUGGGAGCCGCGUUCAAGCUCUUCGCCAUGUGCGUGCCGAGAAUUCCUGCUGUGCUGCGAGCGUCCCUGGGAGCCGCGUUCAAGCUCUUCGCCAUGUGCGUGCUGAGAAUUCCUGCUGUGCUGCGCGCGUCCCUGGGAGCCGCGUUCAAGCUCUUCGCCAUGUGCGUGCUGAGAAUUCCUGCUGUGCUGCGCGCGUCCCUGGGAGCCGCGUUCAAGCUCUUCGCCAUGUGCGUGCCGAGAAUUCCUGCUGUGCUGCGCGCGUCCCUGGGAGCCGCGUUCAAGCUCUUCGCCAUGUGCGUGCCGAGAAUUCCUGCUGUGCUGCGCGCGUCCCUGGGAGCCGCGUUCAAGCUCUUCGCCAUGUGCGUGCCGAGAAUUCCUGCUGUGCUGCGAGCGUCCCUGGGAGCCGCGUUCAAGCUCUUCGCCAUGUGCGUGCUGAGAAUUCCUGCUGUGCUGCGCGCGUCCCUGGGAGCCGCGUUCAAGCUCUUCGCCAUGUGCGUGCUGAGAAUUCCUGCUGUGCUGCGCGCGUCCCUGGGAGCCGCGUUCAAGCUCUUCGCCAUGUGCGUGCCGAGAAUUCCUGCUGUGCUGCGAGCGUCCCUGGGAGCCGCGUUCAAGCUCUUCGCCAUGUGCGUGCUGAGAAUUCCUGCUGUGCUGCGCGCGUCCCUGGGAGCCGCGUUCAAGCUCUUCGCCAUGUGCGUGCCGAGAAUUCCUGCUGUGCUGCGCGCGUCCCUGGGAGCCGCGUUCAAGCUCUUCGCCAUGUGCGUGCCGAGAAUUCCUGCUGUGCUGCGCGCGUCCCUGGGAGCCGCGUUCAAGCUCUUCGCCAUGUGCGUGCCGAGAAUUCCUGCUGUGCUGCGAGCGUCCCUGGGAGCCGCGUUCAAGCUCUUCGCCAUGUGCGUGCUGAGAAUUCCUGCUGUGCUGCGCGCGUCCCUGGGAGCCGCGUUCAAGCUCUUCGCCAUGUGCGUGCUGAGAAUUCCUGCUGUGCUGCGCGCGUCCCUGGGAGCCGCGUUCAAGCUCUUCGCCAUGUGCGUGCUGAGAAUUCCUGCUGUGCUGCGCGCGUCCCUGGGAGCCGCGUUCAAGCUCUUCGCCAUGUGCGUGCCGAGAAUUCCUGCUGUGCUGCGCGCGUUCCUGGGAGCCGCGUUCAAGCUCUUCGCCAUGUGCGUGCCGAGAAUUCCUGCUGUGCUGCGAGCGUCCCUGGGAGCCGCGUUCAAGCUCUUCGCCAUGUGCGUGCUGAGAAUUCCUGCUGUGCUGCGCGCGUCCCUGGAAGCCGCGUUCAAGCUCUUCGCCAUGUGCGUGCCGAGAAUUCCUGCUGUGCUGCGCGCGUCCCUGGGAGCCGCGUUCAAGCUCUUCGCCAUGUGCGUGCCGAGAAUUCCUGCUGUGCUGCGCGCGUCCCUGGGAGCCGCGUUCAAGCUCUUCGCCAUGUGCGUGCCGAGAAUUCCUGCUGUGCUGCGCGCGUCCCUGGGAGCCGCGUUCAAGCUCUUCGCCAUGUGCGUGCCGAGAAUUCCUGCUGUGCUGCGCGCGUCCCUGGGAGCCGCGUUCAAGCUCUUCGCCAUGUGCGUGCUGAGAAUUCCUGCUGUGCUGCGCGCGUCCCUGGGAGCCGCGUUCAAGCUCUUCGCCAUGUGCGUGCCGAGAAUUCCUGCUGUGCUGCGCGCGUCCCUGGGAGCCGCGUUCAAGCUCUUCGCCAUGUGCGUGCUGAGAAUUCCUGCUGUGCUGCGCGCGUCCCUGGGAGCCGCGUUCAAGCUCUUCGCCAUGUGCGUGCCGAGAAUUCCUGCUGUGCUGCGCGCGUCCCUGGGAGCCGCGUUCAAGCUCUUCGCCAUGUGCGUGCUGAGAAUUCCUGCUGUGCUGCGCGCGUCCCUGGGAGCCGCGUUCAAGCUCUUCGCCAUGUGCGUGCCGAGAAUUCCUGCUGUGCUGCGCGCGUCCCUGGGAGCCGCGUUCAAGCUCUUCGCCAUGUGCGUGCUGAGAAUUCCUGCUGUGCUGCGAGCGUCCCUGGGAGCCGCGUUCAAGCUCUUCGCCAUGUGCGUGCCGAGAAUUCCUGCUGUGCUGCGCGCGUCCCUGGGAGCCGCGUUCAAGCUCUUCGCCAUGUGCGUGCUGAGAAUUCCUGCUGUGCUGCGCGCGUCCCUGGGAGCCGCGUUCAAGCUCUUCGCCAUGUGCGUGCCGAGAAUUCCUGCUGUGCUGCGCGCGUCCCUGGGAGCCGCGUUCAAGCUCUUCGCCAUGUGCGUGCUGAGAAUUCCUGCUGUGCUGCGCGCGUCCCUGGGAGCCGCGUUCAAGCUCUUCGCCAUGUGCGUGCUGAGAAUUCCUGCUGUGCUGCGCGCGUCCCUGGGAGCCGCGUUCAAGCUCUUCGCCAUGUGCGUGCUGAGAAUUCCUGCUGUGCUGCGCGCGUCCCUGGGAGCCGCGUUCAAGCUCUUCGCCAUGUGCGUGCCGAGAAUUCCUGCUGUGCUGCGCGCGUCCCUGGGAGCCGCGUUCAAGCUCUUCGCCAUGUGCGUGCUGAGAAUUCCUGCUGUGCUGCGCGCGUCCCUGGGAGCCGCGUUCAAGCUCUUCGCCAUGUGCGUGCUGAGAAUUCCUGCUGUGCUGCGCGCGUCCCUGGGAGCCGCGUUCAAGCUCUUCGCCAUGUGCGUGCUGAGAAUUCCUGCUGUGCUGCGCGCGUCCCUGGGAGCCGCGUUCAAGCUCUUCGCCAUGUGCACCUUCAUCGUGUGGCUCAUGAAGGCCAACGUCCUUGCUAAAUCCACCAACACCCAUGAUGUGAUGUGCCUCGUGGUCACCCCACCUCCCCCCCUUCCCUCCCUUGCCAACAUCCUUCCUAAAGCCACCAUCAUACGUCGUGUGAUGCGCCGUGUGUGCCCUUUGCUUGCUUUCUUCUCCCUCCCACCUCCCCCGCUCUCGCCCUCCUCUCUCUCCCCCUCCCACUAUCCUCCCCCACAGCCUUCAUCGUCCUUCAUCGUGUGGCUCAUGAAGGCCAACAUUCUUCCUGAAGCCACUCCCUCGGUGCUCAGCCAGGUGGCCUUCCAAGCGCUCAUCCCUUGCUUCCUCAUGAUCAAGCCAAGGUCGCCUCUACUCUCGCUGUGCAACCUCUUACGGCCUUUUGACUCUCAAUGUCAUGUCGCCCCUCCCCACCCCCUCCAUUCCACCCCUCCAGGUGGCCUUCCAAGCGCUCAUCCCCUGCUUCCUCAUGACCAAGCCAAGGUGGCCUUCCAAGCGCUCAUCCCCUGCUUCCUCAUGACCAAAGUCGCCUCUACUCUCACUGUGCAACCUCUCAUCUCAUCAUCUCACCCAUGUCGCCACCCCCCUCAACCGCUCUCCACCCCUCCAGGUGGCCUUCCAAGCGCUCAUCCCCUUAAGGCAGCUCUAGGCAAGCUGGCCUGCACCAUCGCAUACCGCCGUCCCUCCUCGCUCUCCUCGCUCGAGUCUAUCCUGUGUGGAGCAGCGCUAGGCAAGCUAGCCUGCACCAUCGCCUACCGCCGUCCCUCCUCGCUCUCCUCGCUUCCCUCCCCUCCUGCCGCCCGCCACAUCGCCUUCUCGGUCGCCCAGAGCCUCGGCCUCUCCCCCUCUACUGCCGCCCUCCUCUCAGGCCUCCCCCCUCCUCCUCCUUCUCCCCCUUCUUGUGACAACGAAUCCGAAACUUUUGUGCAGUGGGGAAGGGGGAGGGGAGGGGAGGGAGGGGAACGGGAGGGGGGAGUGGAGGGGAAGGUGGGCAGUGGGAAGGCGGUGCCUGGGCAGGGCGUUUUGUCUGCACCUGGGAUAGUUGGGGCGGCAGAGCGGGCGGCGGGGAGGAAGGAGUCCGUGGUGAUGUCAGCAUGUGCGUUUGGCAACUCGCUCACUCUGCCUCUGGUGUUUCUGGCAACGCUGCUGACUCGCGCUGAUGCUGACAGGGCUGCUGGGUACCUCGCACUCUUCAUGGUUGGGAGGGGAUGCUGCUGCCGCUCCUCUUCCCACACUUUUCUCGGCCCUCGCCUAUGCUGUCCUUUUUUCGAGCAUCCUCCUUUCCAGCUGAUCACCCACCUCUUGGACUCGUGGUUGCUGCAUGUUCACAGGGGGGGGGGCAAUGCUGCUCUUCCCACUCCUCUCUUCUCCCGCCCCUCACCCAUGCUUCCUCCCCUGCUUGCAUCCCCCUUUCCAGCUGGUCCCCCACGUUCUGGACUCUGGGUUACAGCAUGGUCACAGGGGGGGAUGCUGCUGCUUCUCCUCUUUCCACUCUUCUCUCGCCCCCCGCCCAUUCUCUCCCUCUGCACCCCCCAACUCUGCACCUGGUCCCCCACGUUCUGGACUCUGGACUACAGCAUGUUCACAGGGGGGGAUGACAAGCAGGAAGAGAGGGAGCGGGUGGGAGGAGGGGGGGGAGAGAGUGAUGACACACCAUUUAUUCCCCUCUUCCCACUCCCCUCCCCCACCCUUCCAGCUGGUCGCCCACCUUCUGGACUUUGGGUUACAGCAUGUUCACAGGGGGGGAUGCUGCUGCCGCUCCUCUUCCCACUCCUCACUCGCCCCUCCCCCCAUGCUGUCCACCCCCCGGAUUCCCCCUUUCCAGCUGGUCCCCACCUUCUGGACUUUGGGUUACAGCAUGUUCACAGGGGGGGGGUGCUGCUGCCGCUCCUCUUCCCCCUCUUGCCCCACCCACCCAUGCUCCCUGCAUUCUCCCUUCCCCUUCCAGCUGGUCACCCACCUUCUGGACUCUGGGUUACAGCAUGUUCACAGGGGGGGAUAACAAGCAGGAGGAGGGUGAGGGGGAGUGGGGAGAGUGAUGGCAAACCAUAUAUUCCCCUCAUGCUACUCCUCCCCUCCCUCCACCCUUCCAGCUGGUCACCCACCUUCUGGACUCUGGGUUACAGCAUGUUCACAGGGGGGGAUAACAAGCAGGAAGAGAGGGAGCGGGCGGGGGAAGAGGCGAGUGCAGCAGUGGCAGCGGCAGCAGAAGCGAUGGGAGUGACGGGGCUUGACCGUGCUGUCAGCCGUGUGAUGGCGGUCAUUCAGAAAGUGCUCAAUCCACCUAUUUAUGGGGUGCUAGCAGGUCUGCUAAUAGGAGCCACACCUCUCUCCCAUUUCUUCCUCCCCGCCUCCUCCUCCUCCUCUGCUGCUGCAGCCGCCUCCCUCCCAGCCUCCGCCUCAGCGUGGCUCUUCAGCCCUGCCACUGCUGGCAUUCUGCACGGCGUCAUGGAGGCAGCAGCUAUUCUCGGGUCAGCCUCAGCGGCUGUGACAGCAGCAAUUGAACAGCUGCUACCACCAGCAGCCAACACCCAAGUCACUGCUCUCGUGCCCAUGCCUACACCAGGCAGCACCCCCUCCUCUCUCGUUCUCUUCAAUCCAAACCAGCUGCCGGCCCUCUCAGGCCUGGGCAUGAGAGAAAUAAGGGUGGAGCCAUGCCCCUCUGCUGCUGUCGCUGCACCUCAUGUCAAUGGUCCUGCUGGUGGUGGGAUAGGAGGAGGUGUGGUCACAGGUGGUGGGAACAGCGGGAGUCUUUCUGCUUCUUCUGCUUCUUCUCCCUCUGCUGCUUCUGCACUGCCCUCCUUGCUGGAUGAUAGGGCGCUCUGGGUGGUGUGUGCUGUGCGCCUGCUGCUGCUGCCCAUGCUUGGGACCAUUGGAAUCAUGGUGAGGCUUGGUCCUCUUCCUCCUUCAAUCUUCCAACCCUUCCCUCUCCGUCCUCUCCUCUUCCUCCCUCUCACUUCCAACCUCCCCCCUUCUGUCCUCUCUCACACUUCCAACCCCCCCCUUUACUAA